This is a messenger RNA of Anopheles maculipalpis, 1251 nucleotides long. RefSeq names its product E3 ubiquitin-protein transferase MAEA (gene Kaz). Lineage: Eukaryota; Metazoa; Arthropoda; Insecta; Diptera; Culicidae. The transcript has 3 exons. Gene Ontology annotation, biological process: proteasome-mediated ubiquitin-dependent protein catabolic process. The record is from RefSeq and is a predicted model, not a curated record. Gene Ontology annotation, cellular component: cytoplasm; GID complex; nucleus. Bases 49 to 1233 code for a protein of 394 amino acids. Gene Ontology annotation, molecular function: protein binding; ubiquitin protein ligase activity.
CAACGCAGUCGCUAGCACACAAAAACGGAGCAUUAUCUGCAGGAUAGAAUGGCGGAAAUCCGUGCAAUGGAACAUCCAUCGCUUAAGGUGCCGUACGAAAUUCUAAACAAGCGCUUCCGAAUCGCGCAAAAAACGUUGGACCGCGAACUGAGCCAAAUACAGAAUGUGGCCUCCGAGUUGGAGAAGGGCCUGACGGAAGGUUCCGACAGUACGGAGAUAUCCCGUCUCCUGGGCGGGGUAGUCGAACGUCUCCAGGUUCUAAAGCGCAAAGCGGAAGAAAGCAUUUCGGAGGAACUGUCGGCCGGAUACGUUUGUAAACGGCGGUUGGAGCAUCUGAAGCAGAACGUGAAUCCUCCGGUUGAUGAAACAACGCUCGAACUGCAAGCAGCCGCCACAAACCAGUGGAAAAAGAUCCGUCUCGAUCGGAUGAUUGUGGAGCACUUUCUGCGCCUCGGAUACUACGACACUGCGGAAAGGUUGGCCGAACGAAGCGGCAUCCGUGACCUUACCAAUCUGGACAUCUUCCAAGUGACACGCGAGGUCGAACGGGAUCUGGUGAACCGCUGCACGCUCAAGUGCAUUGCCUGGUGCAACGAUAACAAGUCGAAGCUGAAGAAAAUAAACUCCACGAUCGAAUUUCAACUGCGCGUACAAGAGUUCGUGGAGCUGAUCCGCGAAGACAAGCGCCUGUUGGCGGUGCGUCACGCCCAAAAGUAUUUCCCCGCGUUCGAACACGAACAGCUAAAGGAGAUUCGCCAGUGUAUGGCGCUGCUCGCCUUCCCGGUGAGCACCGAAAUCGAACCGUACAAAACGCUGUUUGAUCCACAGCGCUGGCACGAUCUUGUGCUGCACUUCCGGCUGGAGAAUUAUCGGCUGUUCCAGCUGCCGGCCCAGUCGGUGCUGAGCGUGGCGGUGCAGGCCGGCAUUUCAGCCCUCAAAACACCGCAGUGUUAUUCGUACACAUCGAAAAACAUGAACUGCCCCGUGUGCCAGGAGAAUGUGAACGAGAUAGCGGAAAACUUGCCCUUUUCGCACUGUGCCCAGAGCCGUCUGAUUUGCCGAAUCACUGGCAAACCGUUGAACGAACACAACCUACCGAUGAUGCUGCCGAACGGGCAAAUCUUUGGCCAGCAAGCGAUCGAACAGAUGCGUCGCGAGAACGACGUGCUGGUUUGUCCGAAAACAAACGAAACGUUCCGCUCGCCAAAGAUCGAGAAGGUGUUUGUGAUGUAGUAGCAUCGCCGGUACAUC